This is a messenger RNA of Cyclopterus lumpus (lumpfish), 1381 nucleotides long. RefSeq names its product cytochrome b-245 light chain (gene cyba). Gene Ontology annotation, biological process: superoxide anion generation. The coding region runs from base 140 to 694 and encodes 184 amino acids. NCBI's taxonomy places the organism in Eukaryota, Metazoa, Chordata, Actinopteri, Perciformes, Cyclopteridae. Gene Ontology annotation, molecular function: heme binding. The transcript is spliced from 6 exons. The record is from RefSeq and is a predicted model, not a curated record. Gene Ontology annotation, cellular component: NADPH oxidase complex.
ACGCCCCGCCUCCCCGCCUGCUCACACACACGCCUCACUUUACGUAAAUACUUUUUCUUCCUUGUAGAAACAAUCAGAGCUGUGAGUCGCUUCCUUGUGAGUUCCAGCAGUUUGCAGAGAGGCUACAGAAGUGAACGCAAUGGGGAAAAUCGAGUGGGCGAUGUGGGCCAAUGAGCAGGCUCUGGCCUCAGGACUCAUUCUCCUCACUGGAGGCAUUGUUGGGGUGGCUGGACAGUUCAGAGGCUGGCAGUUUGCUGCUUAUGCUAUUGUUGCCGGGGUGUUUGUGUGUCUCCUGGAGUAUCCCAGAAGCAAGAGGGCCAAAGGCACGAGUGUGGAGAGAACGGGCCAGUAUUGCUUCACUGUAUGUGUGAAAUCCUUUGGGCCAUUGACAAGGAACUAUUAUGUCAGAGGAUCAUUACAUGCUGCAAUCUGUGUACCUGGAGGUUUUAUGCUUUCAACUGUCCUUGGAUGUGUCUGCCUCGGCAUUUCCAGCAUUAUCUACUUUGUGGCAGCUAUCCGAGGUGAACACUGGGAGCCCAUUCUUCCGAGGAAGGAGAUCAGCCGAGAGGUACAGGACACCGUUAAGAAUCCUCCCCAGAAUCCACCACCAAGACCUCCUCCUGAGACACGCAGGAAACGGGUAGACGACCUUGAGGAAGCAGCCUAUGACAACCCCAUCCCUGUUAGCGAGUAACUAACCAGCUCAUUGCCCCGUCCUCUGUAACCUUUUCCCUGUCUGCCUGAGAGCUUGGGACAGUUCAACCUAUCAAAACCAGUCACAGUUGGGCAGAACCACAUUAUCUCAUCCUAGACAAAUGAUUAGUUUUCUGAAGUCAAGUGAAGUGACUGGCCUUCUUACUCAACCUGUAGAGAAAUACUGUACCUUGAGAGAGAACAUUGAAAAUGUUUCUUAACUAGAAUUGAGAAUUCAAUAAGGAAAAGAAAGCCUACAACAGAAAUCAAAUGUAAAUGCUACAGCUGCCAAGUGGGAACCAUUUACAAAAGGUGUCAAGUCAAAAGACUGUAGGUGAUGUAGGCAUUGUACUGCUGUUAAAAGUGCAAACCAAUACCUGUUUACUGUGCUCACCGCUAGAAUUAAUAUCAAGUUGUGUUGCAUCCACUGUAUUGUGUUGCCAUGGAUAUAUCUUACAAUCUACUGUAAUAUGUACUUACACUCUGUUCUUAACCCCUGUGUAUUUGUGUAUUUCUUGAGGUCAAUUGAUCACAAUCCUGAAAGGACAACAUAACGAUGUUUGCUCGGAUUAAAUUGACAUAUUGGGUUUUGGCUGUAUCGGGCUGAUUAUAUUUGGCAUUUAUCAUAAUUUUGUUGUUUGUAUUUUGAUGUAUUGUAAAUAAAUGCCUUGGGUGCCUUGAAUCAGGA